Molecule: messenger RNA, 2285 nt
Organism: Pongo pygmaeus (Bornean orangutan)
Lineage: Eukaryota; Metazoa; Chordata; Mammalia; Primates; Hominidae
Gene: EDAR
Product: ectodysplasin A receptor
Exons: 12
Coding region: 254-1600 (448 amino acids)
Biological process (GO): positive regulation of JNK cascade; positive regulation of canonical NF-kappaB signal transduction
Cellular component (GO): plasma membrane
Molecular function (GO): signaling receptor activity
Source: RefSeq, a predicted model, not a curated record
GAAGAGUUCCCGGGAAGCCCUUUAAACGGAAAGGAAAGGAAGCGGGGCUGGUAUCAGAGAGGUGUGCCAGGUCCCAGGCAGCCCUGCUGGCCCCUAAGGACAUAGAGUACCUGCUUCUGAGAGGGCUGCCACAGUGGCCACCUGUGAAGCCUGUCACCCAGAACUGGAUGGUACCUGGCUUUCUUCAUAGACCCAUAUUCUGCUGGGACUGAAGCUGACCUCCAACAGAAGCCAGGUGAGCCCUUGGGAGAGGAUGGCCCAUGUGGGGGACUGCACGCAGACGCCCUGGCUCCCCAUCCUGGUGGUGUCUCUGAUGUGCUCGGCCCAAGCGGAAUACUCAAACUGCGGCGAGAACGAGUACUACAACCAGACUACGGGGCUGUGCCAGGAGUGCCCCCCGUGCGGGCCGGGAGAGGAGCCCUACCUGUCCUGUGGCUACGGCACCAAAGACGAGGACUACGGCUGCGUCCCCUGCCCGGCGGAGAAAUUUUCCAAAGGAGGCUACCAGAUAUGCAGGCGCCACAAAGACUGUGAGGGCUUCUUCCGGGCCACCGUGCUGACACCGGGGGACAUGGAGAACGACGCUGAGUGUGGCCCUUGCCUCCCUGGCUACUACAUGCUGGAGAACAGACCGAGGAACAUCUAUGGCAUGGUCUGCUACUCCUGCCUCCUGGCGCCCCCCAACACCAAGGAAUGUGUGGGAGCCACUUCAGGAGCUUCUGCCAACUUCCCUGGCACCUCGGGCAGCAGCACCCUGUCUCCCUUCCAGCACGCCCACAAAGAACUCUCAGGCCAAGGACACCUGGCCACUGCCCUGAUCAUUGCAAUGUCCACUAUCUUCAUCAUGGCCAUCGCCAUCGUCCUCAUCAUCAUGUUCUACAUCCUGAAGACAAAGCCCUCUGCCCCAGCCUGUUGCACCAGCCACCCGGGGAAGAGCGUGGAGGCCCAAGUGAGCAAGGACGAGGAGAAGAAAGAGGCCCCAGACAACGUGGUGAUGUUCUCUGAGAAGGAUGAAUUUGAGAAGCUGACAGCAACUCCAGCAAAGCCCACCAAGAGUGAGAACGAUGCCUCGUCCGAGAAUGAGCAGCUGCUGAGCCGGAGCGUGGACAGUGACGAGGAGCCCGCCCCUGACAAGCAGGGCUCCCCGGAGCUGUGCCUGCUGUCACUGGUUCACCUGGCCAGGGAGAAGUCUGCCACCAGCAACAAGUCAGCCGGGAUUCAAAGCCGGAGGAAAAAGAUCCUGGAUGUGUAUGCCAACGUGUGUGGAGUCGUGGAAGGUCUUAGCCCCACAGAGCUGCCAUUUGAUUGCCUUGAGAAGACUAGCCGAAUGCUCAGCUCCACGUACAACUCUGAGAAAGCUGUUGUGAAAACGUGGCGCCACCUCGCUGAGAGCUUCGGCCUGAAGAGGGAUGAGAUUGGGGGCAUGACAGACGGCAUGCAGCUCUUUGACCGCAUCAGCACGGCAGGCUACAGCAUCCCUGAGCUGCUCACAAAACUGGUGCAGAUUGAGCGGCUGGAUGCUGUGGAGUCCUUGUGUGCAGACAUACUGGAGUGGGCAGGGGUUGUGCCACCUGCCUCCCAGCCACAUGCUGCAUCCUGAAAAGCAUGCCUGUGGGCUUUCCUCCCAGGACAAGCCAAGGAUCCAACGAGGGCUCUGAAGCUGUGAGUGGUGCCAAAAGACUGCCAAGAAUCAAGGCUUUUGUGAUAUGUCACUGUAUGCCUUAGGAUGUUCAAGGAGCCAGACGAAAUAAGGCCUGUCUUCCAAUUUAACCAAAGAUAAAGGACUAGAGCCGGGAUACUUUCAGAUGCUCACCUAUACCUCACCAGGCAGAGUAAAUAUCUACUCACUCAUACAGCCAGCCCACCAGCCCACCAUUAACUCAUUGAACAGUGAGAUAAUGUUGAGGACUCAAGUGAACCAAACCCCGUGGGAAUGACAGAAGUGAAGAAUCUGGUCCCUGUCUUUAAGGAGUUUGCACUCCAGUAGAAGACAGAAGUAUGUUUACAAACCACUUCACUGGAAGACAUCAAACAAGCUGAAUGAAGGGGCGCUUAGAAAACGUUAAUAGAAGUUCUAAGCGGGAGAUGACUCCCUACUGGGAUGAUGAAGGAUGGCAUCCUAGUGAAGAAGCAGCUCAAACAUUUUGAUAAAAUGGCGACAAAAUGCAGACACCCUGCUCCAGGUAUUAUUUCAGGUUUAGUACAAGUCUGUUAAUACCCUAUGUGGUUUCAUUAGGAUAACUUUACUUAUCCUUGAGGUCAUCCAUAUUCUUACAGGCCUUCCA